UGUGGAGAGGAGAAGGACAGCAGCGGCAGUGCAGAAAGGGGAGCAGCAGUGCGCUGGUGAAAAAAAAAAAAAAAGGACAGAGAAACGCAAAACUAACAAUGAAAACGACGAAUGAACGCGUUGCAGUUCACCAGUAACGAAACUAGUCUUUUUAUAUUGAAGUCAAUGACGUAAAACCGUUGAAACGAGUGAUUUAAAGGUUAGCAGCUGGCUAAAGCGAGACAGGGCUGUGUCAUUGAGAAGGCAGGACACGUCAAGAGGAGGAAGGGAAAAACAGACACUCCUGGCUGUCGGAUUAAAGAUCCCCAGGUUAAAAUAUCACAUCAUCAGUUUAUAUCAGGCUCUGCAUUAGUUUUUCGCUGUGAUAACUGGAACGAGUCUCAGUCAUCGCUUGGAUCAGCCCAUAAGGAGAUAGGAAGCAAGACUAACUUUUGGAGCCAGGUUGAACUGGAGAACAUAAAUGGGGGAUUACGGGUUUGGAGUCUUGGUGCAAAACAACGCUGGCAACAAGUCUGCUUUCCCUGUACGAAUUCACCCACACCUGCAACCACCACACCACCACCAAAAUGCGACUGCAAACCCCGCUGCUUUUAUAAACAGCACCCCGGCUGGGAAUGGCAGCAGCAGUGGCUCGACUUGGCUCUUCCCGGCAGCCACGGCUCACAACAACAUGCAAGAUGAAAUCCUGGGCUUGGAGAAGCCCAAAACCCAGCAACAGGAGCUGCAAGAGACUCCACAGAAGCAGCAGCUCUCCCCAGGCCACCAGGAGAGCGGGAUCAUCUCAGAGCUCGAAAAGGCUCGAUCUGAAGAGAGUAAAGUUGAGAGCGGGUCGUCAGAGGGGACCAAUGGCAAGGAGAUGCUGCGUUUAGAGUCACCCGUGUUGACGCCCUUUGACUAUCAAGAGCCCUCGGGGCUGGGAACGGCCGCCCAGUCCAGCACCUCCUCUUCCCUGACCAGCUUCAACAACUGGUCGGCUGCUAUUCCCCCCACCCCCUCUACCAUCAUCAACGAGGACAUGGGCUUCUUCAACCCGGCGGCCUCGGCCAACAACGGCCCUCUGCUAUUCCAGAAUUUCUCCCACCAUGUCAGCCCAGGCUUUGGGGGCAACUUUUCCCCUCAGAUUGGUCCGAUCUCACAGCACCACCCACCUCACCCCCACUUCCAGCACCCUCACAGCCAGCACCAGCAGCAUCGUCGGUCCCCAGCAAGCCCCCACCAGCCGCCGUUCUCCCACCGCAGCGCCCCCUUUGGUCAGCUGCCGCAUAUCUCCAACAACCUGAGCAAGCCUCCCUCACCUUGGGGCAGCUACCAGAGUCCCUCGCCCUCUCCCUCUUCGACGUCCUGGAGUCCAGGUGGGGGUUACGCCGGUUGGGGUGGCUCCCAGGGACGUGAGUACCGCAGAGGCAUGAAUGGUGGCAUGACGCCUCUCAACUCCAUCUCCCCGCUCAAGAAGACCUUCCCCAACAACCACAUGCCUCAGCAGAAGUACUCCCGCACCAGCCCCGGCUUCAACCCCAAGUCCUGGAUGGAUGAGAGCAGAAGCGAGAACAUCUUCCCUUUCCAGGAUCGUCCUCGUUCAUUCGAUGGCUUCAACAUGCACUCGUUGGAGAACUCUCUGAUUGACAUCAUGAGGGCCGAGCAAGACACUCUGAAAGGUCGCCUCGGAUUCACCCAUCCAGGAGGAGACAGCCCUUUGCCCAUAAAUGCAAGGAAUUAUGGGAGGCGACGAGGACACUCAUCCCUGUUCCCCAUGGAAGAUGGCUUCCCAGAUGAGGAAAGAGCUGAUCAGGGUCUGCCCGGCCUCGGAUCCCCCCACUGCUUCCCUCACCAGAACGGAGAGAGGGUGGAGCGCUACUCUCGCAAAGUCUUUGUUGGUGGCCUCCCCCCUGACAUAGACGAAGAUGAGAUAACUGCUAGUUUUCGUCGCUUUGGGCACCUGUUUGUGGACUGGCCUCAUAAAGCAGAAAGCAAGUCAUACUUCCCCCCAAAAGGUUACGCGUUCCUCUUGUUUCAAGAUGAGAGCUCUGUUCAGGCUCUGAUUGAUGCCUGUAUUGAGGAGGAUGGAAAGCUCUACUUAUGUGUUUCCAGCCCCACCAUUAAAGACAAACCUGUCCAGAUUCGUCCGUGGAAUCUUAAUGAUAGUGAUUUUGUGAUGGAUGGAUCACAGCCCCUGGACCCCAGGAAGACUAUAUUUGUGGGCGGAGUGCCACGCCCGCUUCGUGCAGUUGAGCUGGCGAUGAUCAUGGACAGGCUGUAUGGCGGUGUGUGCUACGCAGGCAUCGACACAGACCCCGAGCUGAAGUACCCCAAGGGAGCAGGGCGGGUCGCCUUCUCUAAUCAGCAGAGCUACAUUGCUGCUAUCAGUGCUCGCUUUGUACAACUGCAGCAUGGAGAAAUCGAUAAACGGGUGGAAGUGAAGCCAUACGUCCUGGAUGACCAGCUGUGCGAUGAAUGUCAGGGGACUCGCUGCGGUGGCAAGUUCGCUCCUUUCUUCUGCGCUAAUGUGACCUGUCUCCAGUAUUACUGUGAAUACUGCUGGGCGGCUAUCCACUCGCGCGCUGGCCGGGAGUUUCACAAGCCCCUGGUGAAGGAGGGCGGCGACCGACCCCGCCACAUCUCCUUCCGCUGGAACUAAAGCUGAUAGGAAAGGAGAUAGAAAGAGAGAGAGUAGGGGGAGAGUAGGCUAGGAGUCGCCGCAAAAUCAUUAUCUAAAUAAAUGCACUUUUCUGUUGCUGGUUCCUUUUUAGUUUAAUUUUUUUUUUUAAAGAAACGACACCAACAAAAAAUAAAAUUAAUUUGUCAUUUAAUAUAUUUAAAAAAAAAAAAAAAAAAUGGAUGUGUAUCCAAAAAAAGAUUCAGGAAGAAAAUGUCUAAUCCAUCUCUCUAUUUUUUUAAAAACUCCAUUCUAUUUUAUUUUCAAGUGCACAGAGAUUUGAAUAUAUUGAGUAUUAGUAUAAUUUGUCAGUAAGUAUCUGCAUGACUUUUAGAAUUUACUUUUUUUUUUUUAACAUUGCAUUUGGAAGUAUUACAUCCUAUUUUAAUUGAAUCGAAAAAGGCGUGAAAUGAGAAAAGAAAAGGUGCGAGAAGAGUGAACUUGUUUCUUUGCAACCCAGAGUGCAGAUGUGGUCUAAGAUCUCAGUUGUUAACCAAAGCUUGGGAUUUGAUAACAGAAGAAGCUAAUUCUCUCAACGCUCUGUUUUUAUGUUGUUUGUAGUUUAAGACCAUGUUAAUUUUUGUUUCCUAACGACAACAACUGAUUUCACAACAGCUGUCUGGAUUUGAUCUCCAUUUUGCAAGACAUGCAAGAUAACUAAUACCUCAAGCUUAGCUGCUAGUUUAAGUCAUAUAUAUAUAUAUAUAUAUAUAUAUAUAUAUAUAAAAAGAAAAAAACAAGCUGGUCUCCCCCUUACCCCCUGGACCACAGAAAAGGUAAAGGACAUCAGCAAAAGGCAAAUUAAGAAAUUAUGCUCUGUAACUUCCUGAUUUAAUACUUAGAUUCCAACAAUGGUAGGGAAACGGCAUCCUAGUGGCGAAUGUAUAUUAUUAAAAUAGUCAGUAGUCUGCCUGCAAGCUGGUUCAAAUGCAAGGAACUUUUCGUCAUUUCUGGUCCAGCUUAGCUCGAAGCAACCGUCGUUCUCUCAGGCUGUCAGCAGCAAGCCUUUGUGUUUUCUUUCAACUCGCAAUAUGUCUCUCUUAAGCCUUUACCCAGCCCACAGACACCUAAAAACCCCAAAAGAUCUGCAUGUACAAGCAGAAAAACAGCGAAAGCUACUUUAAAGGGAUAGUUCACCUAAAAAUGUACGUGAGGGUUGAGUAAAUGACAGAAUUUUCAAUUUUGGGUGAGCUAUCCCUUUAAGAAAGGAAGAAUGAUCUAACAAUAUACCUCCUGUCCUGCAGCAGCCAUGCCCACUCAGCCUGAGUGUGAAGCAUAAGUAAAGGUAGUCCAUGCAUCGCUCUACUCACGUGCCCCCCCACCCCCCCCGAGACAUUAGAGGUUUUACUUUCAGACAUUAGGGAACCAAAGAUGGCUGUGUGCUAGCUAGUGAAACCACGGCUGUUUGCUUUUUCUUAUUUUUCUUCUUUUUUUUUUUUAAACCGCCCUUCAAAUGAAAACAGUUUCAUUUAGGUUUGUUAUUUUUGCCCCCAACCCUCUUCUCAUUCAAUUUAAAGACCAAAUGGGCUCCAGCAAACCAAAGAUUGGCCUUGAAUUGAUCAGCAUGCAGUUAAAUUCAUAGUAACACUAGUGAAAACCACUGAACCCAGUGUAUACCGGCCUUUUCGCAAGUCUACCUGCUUUUCCAAAGGUCAAACGAAGGCGUAUGUAGUUCAUCCAUCGGGUAUUGUCAAGGAGUUUAUGCCAGGCAUCAGGUUUUGCAAUGUCAAGUUUUAAACACUUGCAUCCAAUUCGGUAGAGCAUCUAAAUCUACUAGCGUAAAAGUCAGGGAGUUAGUGAUCAAUUAAGACUUGAUACACUAGAGAGAAAUGUAUCCUCGUGUUGGCUUGAUGGUGUUCUAUUGCACCCAUUCAGCACUACUAUCACUUGAGCUUGUGGGUGUGGUGAUUGAACAUUUUAGAAGUUAAACACUUUUUGAAGAAUUUGCUGUUAAUGAGAUGGCAGCAAAACAAAAAAAAAAAAAAAAAAAAAAAGAUUAUUUUAUACAUGGCCUGCUGAUUUUUGGUACAGUGUUUUCUAGCUAAAUUAUUUUGUCAUGCACAUAUAAACAUUUGUUAUGCACUACUUUUCUAAAUAUUUUUUUUUUUUUUUUCAACAGUCAUUUUAGGCACAUUUUUCACAAAUGGAAAAACUCCUUUUUGCAAUACCUCAAUUUUUCACAUGGUGAAAGGUAGCUUUUGUACUUUUGUUACUGAGAGAUCUGCAUAUAUGGAAAUUUUCAUUUUAAGAGAGAAAAAAAAGUUGAGUGACUUUAAUAUAUAUUAUUUUCAAUUAUGCUUUUUAUACAUUUCAGUGCUGAGGAAUAUUUACAGCUAAGCACGCACUUGUGUUGAUGCGACAAAUCUGCAGAGGAGUGAUCGGUGUAUUAUUGCUUAAGGUCUUGGCUCUUGUACACUAGAUUUUAAUGACAAAAAUAGAUUUCAAAGAUCUGACAGUAGCAUGGCAAGAACACGUUGUCAUUAAUGUUAAUAUUGCGAAAAACGGCUAAAGAUAAACUUGUCAUUUUGGUUUCCUCUCCAUAGCUGGAAUAUAAACUAUAGAAAUAUAUGGAGAAUGCUAAAUCUGGUUCAUGUUUAGGCUGAUCCUCGUAUCACAAGAAUGGAUGUUUGAUGUUUAGAUAUUUUACCAUUCGAAAAUAUAUAUUCUAGAACUGCCAACUAGUUCCUAUUGUAAUCCUUAGCAUGCAUGAUGAGAAAAAAAAAAAAACGUACAUUAAUUAGCUAUUGAAAUUAAUCGUUGUGGUUGUGCACCAGAUGUUUCUAAACUUUUAAUUUGUGAAGGCCACCCCACACCCUGCACCUUCCCUAUGUUAUUCUUGAUGCCUUCCCCAUAAUCCAGUAUGAAAAACAAAACAUGAAAUUCACGAGAAAAGAUGAAAAAUGCUAAACAUGAAAUUUGCAGUGCAGGACGAGAGCAUCAUCUUCUAGUACGCUGUUGAAAAGACUUGAGAACUUGAUCCCCACUGUCUGUUUGAAGUAAAAUCCAAACCUGUUUGUUCGGAGGAAGGGGAACUUGAGACUUGAAUGUGGUAAAUGUUGCAAGUUAACUUGGAGUUGUUAUGUGCAAUACUUUUUUUUUUUUUUUUUUUUUUUCUUCCUCAGAUAAAGACUCUUUGCAAUGUAAUUCUUUAAUGCCAUUUUUAAUUGCCGACAUUUAAAGAAGAUGUUAAUAUGUUUUUCACAGUCAUUUUCUACUGUUGUAAUCCUUUUCAUGCUGGUGUUUGUAAAAAAGAAAAGAAAUCAAACUAUUUGUACUAAUAUAAAUAAUUGAAGUUAUUUUUAAAACAUUAAAGGUUUUGUGCUCAUUUGCUUAUUUUGUUUAUUUCAAGCUACUGUGAUUGAUUGCAUUGUAAUUAUUAGGUCAACAAUGUAUUUAGCUGUUUAUUGGUAUAUUUUUAAUUGGAAUGUAUAAUUAAUUUUUAUAAUUUUGAUCAGAUUUUUGUUAUAUUUUUGAGGUGAAGCUUUUAAUAUGUUAAAGUGUCUAGUUUUUACUAAUUGCUAUAUUGUGCUCCACAAUAUAUGGUUCACAUUUUCUGAAGGAAAAUACAUAUUUAAAUAUCUGUCUGUUAAUGAUGUUACUUAAUGGCAAAAUUUCAAUAGUUUUUAACUGUGUAUGGGAAGGUUGUUGUAUUUAUAAAUAGCAUUUUUUACUUAAGAUAUCACCUUAAUUUUUAUUGUCAUUUCACUUUAUAAGUUCCUAUUUUUGUAUUUUUCUUUCUAAUUAAGUUAUGUUAUACGAAAAGUCCAUAUUCUAGGAGUUGGUCUGUAAGUGCUAGUGAAAUAAAAAUAAAAUCUAAUGUUAUUUAAUUGUUUGCAGCCAACUAUUUAUAACAAUAUGCAUAAUUUUUAAAUAUUUGUAAUGUGAAAUGUCGAAUGAAUAAAACUUAACUGUGACAAGA
Myxocyprinus asiaticus (Chinese sucker) is the source of this 6572-nucleotide messenger RNA. Its product is annotated as cytoplasmic polyadenylation element-binding protein 4-like. Gene Ontology annotation, biological process: negative regulation of cytoplasmic translation. Gene Ontology annotation, cellular component: synapse; nucleus; neuron projection. The record is from RefSeq and is a predicted model, not a curated record. Lineage: Eukaryota; Metazoa; Chordata; Actinopteri; Cypriniformes; Catostomidae. Gene Ontology annotation, molecular function: translation factor activity, RNA binding; mRNA regulatory element binding translation repressor activity; mRNA 3'-UTR binding. The coding region runs from base 461 to 2635 and encodes 724 amino acids. The transcript is spliced from 11 exons.